Choloepus didactylus (southern two-toed sloth) is the source of this 880-nucleotide messenger RNA. RefSeq names its product splicing factor, proline- and glutamine-rich-like. The transcript has 2 exons. Lineage: Eukaryota; Metazoa; Chordata; Mammalia; Pilosa; Megalonychidae. The record is from RefSeq and is a predicted model, not a curated record. The coding region runs from base 1 to 690 and encodes 229 amino acids.
AUGGCACCUCCCCCCGCCCCGCGCACCCCGCCCGGCCAGCUCUCCCGCCCUCCCCUCGGAGCGCGCGCGCACACACCGCCCACCGCUUUGCCCAAAUUAUUUUCGAUCCCGGGAGACUCCGGAUGCCAGACGCGCUCGGCGGCGGCGACGGCCGCCGCGCCUGAUUCAUUGCGCCAAAGCUGCAGAUGCGACCUCCCGCCUGCGCCCGGUGCCCCGACCAGCUCCUCGCUGCGCGCGCCUAGAGAGAUGGGGGGUGGGCAAUAUAUAGUGCACCGUCUCCAUAGCAACCGCGGAGGAGGUCACGGUAGCUGGGCCCCCGCGCGUCACCCCGCGCCUUGCCGGCUGCAGGCGCCGGGAUUGCGGCCUCCCAGGCGCCGCGGCCUGCGUGGACUCGGCUCCGAGCUUCCCGCCCCCACUCCGCCCCGGGGUGGCUCAGGUCCCCGCCAUAUGACUCUGCUGGAUCCCAGCCGGGAACGGCGCACCUGGGCACCAGUGCGCAAAGCUAUGCUUCUGUCCCCGGGCGCUGGCACGCGGGACUGCACCACAAAACACGUGCUCAGCCCGGAGACGGGGACAUGUGCGGUGAGACGCCGCAGAGGAGUUCUCAGCGUUUGUGGAUGCCCUGGGGAAUCGACCUAUAUUGGUGCACAACUCCGAAGUUCUUGCCAAGAGGAGCCCACCCAUGGUUAAGAAUGCGGGCUCUGGAGGCCGAGCCGUGUGACGCCUCGGUAACUUACUAGCUGCGCGUCUCCGGGCAAGUCACAACCUCUUGGCGCCUCAGCUUGCGCAUCAGCAAAAUGGAGUUGUCGUGAGGCUUAAUUGAGUCAAAGCACGUUAAACGUUUAACAUGGUGUUUGGCACAUGGUUGUCAAAAACAGUA